Messenger RNA from Penicillium diatomitis, 1098 nucleotides. RefSeq lists its product as uncharacterized. The transcript has a single exon. The record is from RefSeq and is a predicted model, not a curated record. Lineage: Eukaryota; Fungi; Ascomycota; Eurotiomycetes; Eurotiales; Aspergillaceae. The coding region runs from base 1 to 1098 and encodes 365 amino acids.
AUGUCUUCAAUCCAAGCCUCAUACCCUAGAUAUUUCUAUCAUCCGAGCGGGGGUAUCUAUGCUUUACCUGGCCAUGUUCACAGCGGACAUUUUCACCCAGUUCUGGUCCGGGAGCGCAAUGGCUCGAUUCAUACGAAACCACCACGAACCACCAAAUGCUCCUCGCCAACCACCCCUCCCGCGGAGAGACGGGCUUACGCCGCUCGGGAACAAGCGCGCAAGGAAACGAGGCCCCCAGCUCCUGGUGAAGAGUCGGACUCUUCAAAUUCAGCCUCAUCGAAAGCAUCCCACUUACGGGGAUCCUCCAGAUAUUAUUUUCAUCCGAUACAUGGACGUUCUGACUCGACGGAAAAGCUUUCAACCAAAAACUCGCAGAAAAUACCUCACAAGUCUUCCAAGGCACCUCGUUCGCCUGAUAGCGAUACUGAGUCCAAGUACAGCAAUGGUGAAUAUGCGCCGGUUUGUAGUCACUCUCCACACAGAUUGCAUCCUCCCCACGCCUAUCGACACAGCUAUCAUGGCCUAGCACCGGAGCACUACGUGAUCAAGGUGCCAGUUCCUUCUCACUGUCCGGACUGCUGUCAGUCAAUUGCUCAACACACACCUGAGACUGUCCCAGCCGCCAAACCCCAGGCUCAUCCACCAGCGGAAGCCCCGAAGGAGAAGUUCAGAAAGAGCAAUGCUGCCCGCACGCCUCACGGGAAUGACUUUGCAAAAGCAUCUGGUCCGUCCAUGGCACGUGUUGUCUGUCAUUGUGGUCUUGUGCAUUUCGAUGUUCCUUCUCCACAUCCACAGCCACAGUCACAAAAAGCACUUCCUCGCGAGCACAAGCAUGAAUCUCGAGGGAAAUUUGUUGAACGUGAGCAAGUCCGUCCUCACGGGCAUCGGCAUCGGCACACACGGUAUCGAAAGCACCGCCACCAUGACUCAAGUUCAUCCUCUGACACUGACCCCACUGAGCACGAAGAUACCAGCUCCGAAAGUAGCGUGGACGCUCAAGUCGGACAUGCACGCUUUGGAUUUGAAGUGCCGGCUGAUGACUGGGAGGUGUGCAGUGAGAAAUGCUGUGGUCAUCCAGUGCUUUACAUUAUGCGGUAG